This is a messenger RNA of Aspergillus versicolor CBS 583.65, 2409 nucleotides long. RefSeq lists its product as uncharacterized. The coding region runs from base 1 to 2409 and encodes 802 amino acids. Gene Ontology annotation, cellular component: chromatin. The transcript is spliced from 5 exons. The record is from RefSeq and is a predicted model, not a curated record. Lineage: Eukaryota; Fungi; Ascomycota; Eurotiomycetes; Eurotiales; Aspergillaceae. Gene Ontology annotation, biological process: regulation of transcription by RNA polymerase II; DNA-templated transcription. Gene Ontology annotation, molecular function: DNA-binding transcription factor activity, RNA polymerase II-specific; zinc ion binding; RNA polymerase II cis-regulatory region sequence-specific DNA binding.
AUGUCCCCUACACCUCCUGACUACCAAGCAGUGGCAAGGCAAGGGACUUGCAUGCACUGCCACCGUACAUUCAGGCGAAAAGAACAUCUCGAACGUCAUCUACGAACACAUACCAAAGAGAAGCCAUUCAGAUGUGGCUGCGGGGCGGGUUUCAGUCGCCGCGAUCUUCUCACACGCCAGACGAGAUUAGCCCAUAGGCAGGCGUCGGAGCCAGAGUGCACCUCGCCUGCAAGGCAAAGGCGUAGCGGUGAUAACAACGCUUCUAGAGAAACCACCACGUCUGUAGCACGAGACCCGUUUGUAUUCUAUGUGCCACCACAACCUCUGGGCCAUGGCUGUACGGACACUCCCAUCACGGCCCCUGCGCCACAGCUCCAAGGGCGUGCCGCUUCAUCUUCAGCAGACCACCCUGACUCGAAUGAAUUCCCCGUCACUCACACCGAACCAGAUGCACUGAACCUGCAGUCUGAUAUUUCUGGUACCCGUCAGUUAUUGGGAGACCCACGCAGUGUAGACCCGAAUCUAACUCUAGGCGAAUCGCAAAUGUCGGAAAAUGUGCAUCCUUUUGACGAAUUUGCUACUUUUUUGGAUCUCAUCGGGUUACCAGCGGAAUGGGCUCCGGCGGGGAUAGAUAUUCCCAGUGCUAUCCCUGAGGAUAGUGGUGCACGCCUGCCUAGUUAUGGCGAAGCAGAUCCUGCCGCAGAAGAAGCUGCCCCAGAUGACUCGCCAUUCCAGGCAUGGUUGCCAUCGGUUCCCACAAACGAGGAGUGCCUCCAUGCCUUCAACGAGCUGCCUUCGCACCCGCGGCACGAGCAGUCCCUGCCCUUCCGUGUCAACGAAAACCAGCGGGCCCAUAUCAUGGCAUCGCUGGAAGGCUCCCGAAGUAGUAUUCCUAACUUCUCGUUGCCCUCACGGCACACUAUAUCUCGCUACCUAGUGUCCUUUUUCCAGGGAUUUCAUACACACAUGCUUUUUUUUCAUUUACCCACUUUUGAGCUCACCAACCAUUCCCCAGAGCUUAUUCUGGCAAUUAUGGCCGCUGGUGCCCAAUAUCGGUUUGAAUAUCAGAAUGCGGAUUCAUUUUUUCGUGCGUCUAAGAUUAUUGUAACAGGUAGACUGCAAGCCUACGAUAUACAGAGGCCAGAGGUCUGCACCGCUAGUAAUGGCGGCUCCUGGAUGACCGCAUUCGAAGAACUUGAGAUCAUACGUUGCUUGCUUAUUCUCAUGGGAUUCGCAACGUGGCAGGACUCGGCGAUGCUUCGAGAGGCAUUCAACCUUCGGAACUUAUUGAUUGAGACUCUUCGUUGCUCGGGUUUAGAGGAACCAAACAUGCAUUCGCCACUCGAAAGGAUGGACUGGCUCCGCUGGGUAGAGCAGGAAUCAACCCGCCGAGCCAAGCUGGCAGCCUUUGGCUUUAUUGACAUCUAUAGCAUCGCAUAUAACAAGUAUCCGGCUAUCCGCAGCCAUGAGGUUAAAUUACGCCUCCCAUGCCAGACGAAGCUGUGGGACGCUCUCAAUGCAGCAGAUUGGUUGGCAGCGUACGAGGUGGUUGGUCAAGAACAGCUUGUUUACCAUGAUGCUCUGUCAAAGCUCAUGCACGACCCCCCUUCCGUCCUGAACCCGAUACCAUCGCCCUUGGGAAACUUUUACUUACUACAUGGGUUGAUACAGCGCAUUCAUAUCAUUCGAGAACUCGCUCUCGACCUCGGUGACCAACCGGGUGAUCUCCCAGAGGACGAACUGACCCGCCUUAAGCGGGCUUUGCGAUGCUGGACCUCAAUGUGGCAGCAAGCCCCCGAGUCUAGCCUUGACCCAGCCAAUGAAAACGGACCAGUCCCCUUUACCUCAAGCUCGAUGCUUUGCUUAGCAUACGUGCGUUUGAACCUAGAUUUAGGCCCAUUCCGCCAGCUGGAAACUCGAGAUCCGUCACGUAUUGCUGCUGCACUCGCACAGUCACCACCAGCCACACGCAGUAGCCACAUGAUCCCAGCUCUUAUCUAUGCUAUUCACUCGUUCAGCAUUCCAGUCCGCCUUGGAAUAGACUACAUCGCUCGUAGUCAAGCGUUUUUCUGGAGCGUACGCCACGCAUUAUCAAGCUUUGAGUGUGUUAUCCUCCUGAGCAAAUGGCUCAUCGCUUUAGACAUUGCCGGAGGCACGAAAUUAAGUGUAAAUGAAAGGCACAUUCUUCGAUGGACAUCAUUAGUUGUCGACGAAGCGUUUGAUUCCAUGGAUCUGUAUGGAGGAAGCUGCCCUCCGAGGCGGAGCCCGGGGGAGCUUGCCCUUGGGGUCCUGGAAAUAUGGUCACGGUUCUUCAAACAUAACUCACAGUGGCAAUUUAUCAAUAUUUUAGGGGAGAGCUUGUUCAUAUAUAGAGCUCAUCUGCAAUCUAGCUUGAGAGGUAGCCCAUAA